CCUCUUCUCAAUCCUCUCCAGAAAAAUCUCAGGACGCUCGACUCCCUCGAGCUCUGCGGUUCAGCUCGCGCCGCGCCAUGCCCGCCAGCGAGCUCCGUCAGCAGGCGCCGGCGGCUCAGCCGCAUCCGCAGCCUCACCGGCAGUCGGACUACGAGAGGGAGGAGGAGGAGUUCGUGUGGACGCAGAUAAAGGCGGAGGCCCGGCGCGACGCCGAGUCGGAGCCGGCCCUCGCGAGCUUCCUCUACUCGACGGUCCUCUCCCACUCCUCGCUCGCGCGGUCGAUCUCGUUCCACCUCGGCAACAAGCUCUGCUCCUCCACGAUGCUGUCGACGCUGCUGUACGACCUCUUCCUCAACGCCUUCUCCUCCGAUCACGAGCUGCGCGCCGCCACCGUCGCCGACCUGCGCGCCGCCAGGGCUCGCGACCCGGCCUGCGUGUCGUUCUCGCACUGCCUUCUCAAUUACAAGGGGUUUCUGGCUUGUCAGGCACAACGAGUGGCUCAUAAACUGUGGAAUCAGUCGCGUCAGCCGCUAGCACUUGCACUUCAGUCUCGUAUAUCUGAUGUCUUCGCUGUCGACAUACAUCCAGCCGCUAAAAUUGGUAAAGGGGUCUUGUUCGAUCACGCGACAGGAGUGGUGGUCGGGGAAACGGCCGUGAUUGGGAACAACGUGUCCAUUCUGCAUCAUGUUACUCUCGGCGGAACGGGUAAGGCGGGUGGUGAUAGGCAUCCUAAGAUCAGGGAUGGGGUCCUGAUUGGAGCAGGCGCGACAAUACUAGGGAACGUAAACAUUGGAGAGGGAGCAAAGAUUGGGGCUGGAUCAGUUGUGCUGAUCGAUGUGCCACCUAGGACAACUGCAGUGGGGAACCCAGCGAGGCUGGUGGGAGGAAAGGAGAAGCCAAAGGAGCACGAGGAGGUUCCCGGAGAGUCCAUGGAUCAUACUUCAUUCAUUUCCGAGUGGUCAGGUUAUAUAAUCUGACAUGUUGGUUCUUCUUUUUGUAUGCGUGAUGGUUUAGUAUGGAUGAUGGCAUGAAUUUUACUUGCUAUGCCGCUUUAGCUCGUAUGUCUGUUUAUGUUGGCUAAGGAACAGUGCAGAUCGUGUCGCGAGCCUUGGAAUCGCUUCCUUACAUAUGUAUACCAUCAACUCCUUGUAUCAAUCCCCUGGCUU
Rhodamnia argentea is the source of this 1166-nucleotide messenger RNA. Its product is annotated as serine acetyltransferase 5. Gene Ontology annotation, cellular component: cytoplasm; cytosol. The transcript is spliced from 2 exons. Gene Ontology annotation, molecular function: L-serine O-acetyltransferase activity. The coding region runs from base 78 to 977 and encodes 299 amino acids. NCBI's taxonomy places the organism in Eukaryota, Viridiplantae, Streptophyta, Magnoliopsida, Myrtales, Myrtaceae. The record is from RefSeq and is a predicted model, not a curated record.